CAUGGACCAUGUCCUGAGAAAAUUCAAUCUCUCUGCUAAUUUGAUGGAGGAUAAAAAGUUCUAUAAAAGAAAUCUCUAAACGAUUUAAAGCUCACUGAGCUAAGACAACAAGUCAGAUACUAAGGUCCCAAAAAUACUAUUGUCUUGUUGUGCUGGGACAGCUUGACAGAAACUACACUAUCUCUGCUAAAAGACCUUUAUUAAGGCAUGGACAAUGUCCUGAGAAAAUUCAAUCUCUCUGCUAAUUUGAUGGAGGAUAAAAAGGGAAUGUAAUAAGGGAAUGUUUUGUCCGGUUAAAAGAUUGUUGUGCUGGGGCAGCUUGACAGAAACUUCAAUAUCUCUGCUAAGACCUUUAUUAAGGCAUGGACAAUGUCCUGAGAAAAUUCAAUCUCUCUGCUAAUUUGAUGGAGAAUAAAAAGUUCUUAUAAGCGAAAGUAAUAAGGGAAUGUUCUUUCCGAUGUCUUGUUGUGCUGGGACAGCUUGACAGAAACGUCAAUAUCUCUGCUAAGACCUUCCUUAAGGUUGGGACAAUGUUGUCCUGAGAAAAUUCAAUCUCUCUGCUUAAACUAUAAGAUUCAAUAAUCUGCAAAUUUGAUGGAGAAUAAAAGUCUAUAUAUAUAAGGCUUCUUUAGUGGCUUUCUAAUAAGGGGAAAGAUCAAGUGUUCGAUUAAAAGCUAUCUUGUUGUAGUUGGGACAGCAAGUUACAUUCUAAUACUCUGCUCUAGAGAAACCUUCAAUCUCUGCCAAGACCAGCCUUUAAGGCUUGUAUAAUGAUGGCUCUACUGAUCGAUGGAAAAAAAGUUCUGCUGUAGCUGGGACAGCAUGUUAACACAUUCAAUAUUCUGCUCUAAAGAAAGCUUCAAUCUCUGCUAGCUUCAGCCUUUAUGGCUUGUACAAUGUUGUCCGAUGAGAAAAUAUUCUGCUGUAGCUGGGACAGCAUGUGAACACAUUCAAGAUUCUGCUAUAUAAAAAAGCUUCAAUCUCUGCUAAGUACAAUAAUGUCAUAAGAAAUUCAAUUCUGCUGAAACUAUAUAAUUCAAUAUUCUGCAAAUUUAAUGGAGAAUAAAAGUCCUUAAUAAGGCUUGUUUAAUGGCUCAGCAAAGAGAUUUCUGCACAACCUCUAUACAGUACUUUGGAAAUAUAGGUAUUGCAGAAAAACCAACGUGAAGACUGCAUCUUUCCCUUCUUUUGAUUAGGUAAUUGUCUUCCCUCUUCUAACACAAGAAAACAUAUUGAAGUUGUGUCGUGUAUGUGUGUAUAAUACUGGACUUUGAAAUUGGAAGUUCGAUACUUUUCAAGCAUAGGAACUAUCAGUUAUUAUCUCUCCAAGUCCAUGCGACGGUAAACUUCUGACUUUGCCAUCCGUUUAUUGUCUAAAUAAAACCCCAUUCACUUCUUUGAAACCAAAGAUAUACCCUAUAAACAUCUCGUACAGUUUUAGAGACUUCGAUAUUUUUAAGCACACAAUUUUACUCUUUGAUUCUUUUAACAUAAUAUGGUUGGAGCUUCUGUGGACUGUGGUGCACGUCGUCUUCAAAACUCCUCUUUCCAGUUAGGUCAGGUAGUUAUCAGGUAUGCAUUCGAUUCCUUAAAUCUACUUGAUACAUUUGUGCAUGCAUUCUUUUUAAAAUUUUAGAAUUGCUGCCUUCAAUUUCUCUCUCUUUUGGCUUCCAUUUUUAGUACUUGUCUGGCUUGCAUGUGUUUUUAAGUUUGUGACAGGUCGCAGGAGGUUCGUUCAAGGUUAUUUGAUUAAGGAAACGAAACCUUAAUUAAGUUCCCACAUUUUUAGUGGUAACACCCAUACAAACUCCUUACAUGAACGCAUACACACAAAUGUAACUUCUAUGCUCACUGUGAAACAAACAUCUAAAAUGCUAUCACUGGUACAAAUAUAUACGCAUGACACGCAAACAUACCGCUAAAACGUAAACAUAAUUUUUGUGCUCCCCAACACGAACGCUAAUAUUAAUUAAGAAGUUAAAAAAUUUAGAAUUUUGGCUCAUCCAAGAAACAUGACAAAAUUAUAUUGUUAUGAAAACUAUUACAAAUUAUUUAGAAAUUUUAUCCCAAUGAUUGAAAUCGUUACAAAGUAUGUCAUUAAUUUAUCUAUUAGGUAGAAGUUAUAACAACCGACCAAGAGCAACCAACUAUUUCAUUACGUGAGCGUAGAUGUAUAUUGAUAUCUACACCCAAAGAUCUUACGUUUGGUAUUUACGAUUUAUCAUACAUUAUUUUUGCAACUUCUUGCAGAAGUAAAACGAAAAUUGUUACUAUACUAGUAGAGCCCCAAACGGUUUUCGUCGAUUUUGAAUCAAUUGAACAACACAACUUACAAUUAUAAAUAAUAUUUGAUAAAAAUAUAUACAUUUGUUGACUAACUCGCAAUACAGCAUUUGUUCAUUCAUAUCAAGACGAUAUAACAUGAUUUCAUGAUAAAGAAUACUAGCUAGAUCUUGAUCGCAAAGAAGUGACAAUCCCAUACCCGACCAAAACAAGGAGAAAAAAUAGUGAAGCAAUGUUGCUUCAACUUGCAAGAAACAAAUAGAGGAAACUACAUAGGUAAUAGUAUUGAAUUCAAUAUACAGACAAAAACCUAUUCAACACAUAAAUAACAAAAACCAUGAGAAUUUGAAAGUGGGCCAAAGAAAUCUUAAGGAAAAGAGAUGGGAUAUUUUGUCCAAAGAAAGCAAAUCUAAUGACUUAUUUACUUUUGGGUUGGACCCACAAGAAGAUUUGAUGUCUCACUUUCUCUUCUUUGUCUAUAUAAACGCAAGUCACACACUAUUCUCUAAAAGUGUUCUCCUUCUUCUUCUUCUUCUCUUAUUAUUGUCUUAAGUCUCAAAAAUCUUUUUUUUUUUUUUUCUAAAUGAGACAAAAGGGUCACAGACAUGGACGACCAGCAUCGCCCUGUGCCGGGUGUAAGCUUCUCCGGCGGAAGUGUGUGAAAGAUUGCGUCUUUGCUCCAUAUUUUCCGUCUAAAGAACCUUACAAAUUUGCCAUUGUCCACAAGAUUUUUGGUGCUAGUAAUGUCAAUAAGAUGUUGCAGGAGCUAUCGGAGAACCAACAGGGCGACGCCGUGAAUUCUAUGGUGUACGAGGCCAACGCGAGGGUGCAAGAUCCUGUGUACGGAUGUGUAGGGACAAUUUCUUCAUUACAAAGGCAACUCGAGGCUCUCCAAACUCAACUCGCUUUUGCUCAGGCCGAGUUGAUUCAUAUGAGGACGUCGACGCUCUGCCGUAUUGACAUCAAACCUUCGCCGUACACACCGAGCACCGUUACUUUCCCGACGAACAAAGACUUCUCCAGUGACGUCGACAUGGCUUUUGUGUAUGAGGAUGGUUCGGGAGACUCCCUUUGGUCGUGCUAGCUUUUCAAUUAGCACUCUAUCUUUGCAUUAGUUAUAAAUAAAUAAAUUAUAAGAUGUGUAUAUGUACAAGAUAAGUAUACGAUUAAAUUAAUUUACAGUAGUUGUCCAGAGGUAGAAUAGUUAUUAUCAAGUAGCAACUACAAGUAUUAAGGUUAUGGACUUUAUUUCUCUCUGCCUUAUUUUGGAUGUAUAUGUUACAUAUUGAUAUGUUGGUUUAUAUCAUUAUAAUAACAUCAAUUAAAUUU
Molecule: messenger RNA, 3612 nt
Organism: Camelina sativa (false flax)
Lineage: Eukaryota; Viridiplantae; Streptophyta; Magnoliopsida; Brassicales; Brassicaceae
Source: RefSeq, a predicted model, not a curated record